Rangifer tarandus platyrhynchus (Svalbard reindeer) is the source of this 1215-nucleotide messenger RNA. The record is from the annotation of a GenBank genome assembly. Lineage: Eukaryota; Metazoa; Chordata; Mammalia; Artiodactyla; Cervidae.
AUGGCCGCGGUUCCCGAGGUGUUGCAGCAGCAGGAGGAGGACCGCAGCAAGCUGAGAUCUGUGUCAGUGGACCUGAAUGUUGAUCCCUCGCUUCAGAUUGACAUACCUGAUGCACUCAGUGAGAGAGAUAAAGUCAAAUUUACAGUGCACACCAAGACCACACUGCCCACAUUUCAGAGCCCAGAGUUUUCUGUUACAAGGCAACAUGAAGACUUUGUGUGGCUACAUGACACCCUUAUUGAAACUACAGACUACGCUGGGCUUAUUAUCCCGCCAGCGCCCACCAAGCCUGACUUCGAUGGCCCUCGAGAGAAGAUGCAGAAGCUGGGAGAGGGUGAAGGGUCGAUGACCAAAGAAGAGUUUGCCAAGAUGAAGCAGGAGCUGGAAGCUGAGUACCUUGCCGUCUUCAAGAAGACUGUGUCUUCACACGAAGUCUUUCUUCAACGGCUCUCCUCUCACCCUGUUCUCAGUAAAGACCGCAACUUCCAUGUUUUUUUGGAAUAUGAUCAAGAUCUAAGUGUCAGGCGGAAAAAUACCAAAGAGAUGUUUGGUGGCUUUUUUAAAAGUGUGGUGAAAAGUGCUGAUGAAGUUCUUUUUUCAGGAGUUAAGGAGGUAGAUGACUUUUUUGAGCAAGAGAAGACUUUCCUCAUCAACUAUUACAACAGGAUCAAGGAUUCCUGUGCAAAGGCUGACAGGAUGACCAGAUCUCAUAAAAGUGUCGCAGACGAUUAUAUCCACACCGCAGCCUGCUUGCAUAGCCUGGCCUUAGAGGAGCCUACAGUCAUCAAGAAGUACCUGUUGAAGGUGGCUGAGCUGUUUGAAAAACUUAGGAAAGUGGAGAGUCGAGUCUCCUCAGAUGAAGACCUGAAGCUGACCGAGCUCCUGCGCUACUACAUGCUCAACAUAGAGGCUGCCAAGGAUCUCUUAUACCGACGCACCAAAGCCCUCAUUGACUAUGAGAAUUCAAACAAAGCUCUGGAUAAGGCCCGGUUAAAGAGCAAAGAUGUCAAGCUGGCCGAGGCACACCAGCAGGAAUGCUGCCAGAAGUUUGAACAGCUCUCUGAAUCUGCAAAAGAAGAGCUAAUCAAUUUCAAACGGAAGAGAGUGGCAGCGUUUAGGAAGAAUCUAAUUGAAAUGUCUGAACUGGAAAUAAAGCAUGCCAGGAACAACGUGUCGCUCCUGCAAAGCUGCAUCGACUUGUUCAAGAACAACUGA